ACUUGUUUUGUAACUAUGAGGUGCGCGAGACGCGGCUUUCUCUCCCGGGCUUCCUGAGUUUUUUUUUUUUUCAUUGUUAUUUAUUUUAUACAUAUUUUUUAAAACAUUUUUAUAAUUAUAUAUAUUUUUUUGUCUUUGUGUGUGUGGUGGAUUUUUAGCACGAAAUACCCAAUCGCACGAGGAAGUAAAAUCCGAAAAGGGGGCAGAAGGAAGCACACACACACACACAGAAAGAGAGAGAGAGGGAGAGAGAGAGAGAGGCAGAACAACUGCACCACCGGGGGAUUUAAACCGCCUUGUUGUUCUUGGCAAACGGAGGAGAAAAAAAACCCGAGGAGCCACAAGGAGGGAAAGGAAAACAACCAGGAGAAAUUCAUGUAGCGGUUCUAUCUUUAGCGACAUUUCUUUCUUUUUGGGGGGGAAUUGGAUAGCAGGAUGAGCAAGGACAGACCGAAGAGGAACAUCAUCCAAAAGAGAAGAGAUGACGACAGCGAUGGGAUCCCCUGGUCGGAAGAGCAAGUGGUGCGGAAGGUCCUCUAUCUCUCGCUGAAGGAGUUUAAGAGCGCGCAGAAACGGCAGCUCUGCGACGGCCUCAGCGAUGGAGCCAAAAGCCCAAACGGUUCUCUCUCGAGUGUCAACGGUCCCGGCUCUAAAGGAGGACACAAAGGGGACGACUCUCGCUCUCAGAGCACGGACGGAGGGAGCGAGUACUGGGAAGAUGGACCAGUCAAAAAGAGACCCCGACUGCAGGCCCAGAGGAAAUUCGCUCAGUCUCAGCCCAACUCUCCCAGCAGCACUCCGGUGAAGAUGGCCGACCCGUCAUUGCCCACACCAGUUUCGCAGAUCACCGAUCUCUCCAGAUGCAAGCCCAAGACCGAGGACUUCCUCACUUUCCUCUGCCUUCGAGGCUCCCCGGCUUUACCCAGUAACAUGGCCUACUUUGGCAGCUCUCAGGAUGAGGACGAGCUGGAGGACGAUGAGGAAUGCGAGGAGGAGAAGCCGCCCAGCGUGGCGUCCACAUCGUGCCAGUCCACGCCACGCAAAGGCAAACCGCCCGGCAGACUCAACGGACAUGUGUUUAAUGGCCACACCAAGGUAAUGAAGGAGAGGGAGAGCACGCUGAGGCCCAAAGUCAGAGAGUCUUCGGUGGGAAAGGAGCGUUCAGAGAGGACGGAGGAGCGGCGAGACGUCGCACAAUCCACCACAACCAGAUCUCACACCUCCAACGGGGUCGGCAUAAAAGGAACCACAGAGGAACUACGCAAGCAGGUCUCUAAAGUGAACGGCUUUUCGCAGCCAUCUCCUGGGACCGUGGCCACUGCCAAAAAGUCGAAAGACUGCCGCCUACCCUCCAGAACUGUGAAGUACACGGUCACCGUGACCAAGGGCCACGUCACCUACACCAAAGCGAAAGGAGAACUGGUAAAAAAAGCCAAACUGAAUCACAGCAAACAUUCUGCUGCUGCUGCUGCUGGCGGUAAUCAGCAUCCAGCCAGCAAUGGGCACGGUGCCCAGCCCCCUCACUCAGGGAAAGCCCCAAGUGGCAAUGCAAAAACCCGCAAACAGGUGCUGUUAUCAAACGGGCUGCAUGGCGCAGCCAACGGGGGCGCCACUGUUCACUUCAACGGGAGGAUCAAUGGACUCCAUAGCUCCAAGGACGAUGAGUCGGAGGACGAAGCCCGCCAGGGACGGCAAGGUCUGCGCAAUUCCAAACGCAGAAUGGAUGCAGGAUCAGAGGCCACAGAGUCCAAGUCCAAGGUCUUGCUCUCUGAGGCUAAAAAGCCUAAACUGGCGUCACUUCCUGUAGUGGAGACGCGCAGCAAGAAGGUGCUAAACCAAGACAAGGCUUCAACCGCCCUUGCUAAUGGGCACAACAUUACAGAAACAGCUGCCUCACCCACACCAAAAACAGGCCCCACCCCUGCUCCAGCCUCACCAGCUGCCCCAGGCUCCGCCCACCAGAGCCCAGCCAACCCGGAGCCGGCAAGGCAACGGCCCAAGCGUGCUUCAGCCGGGAGGCUGAUGUUCAUCCACAGAGCGCAGCAAAGGGCAAAGAGCUGGCACGCUAACUCUAAUGCUAACACUACCUCAAACAGCAGGCCCUUGAGUGGGUCAGAGCCUCAGACCACACCUCAGCGGUUGGAGCGGGAGCGCGAGAGGGAAAAGGAACGCGAAAAGGAGCGUGAGAGAAGCCGGGCAGGCCUGGCAGUGCUGCCUGAGGUUCCCAUAUUGAGGCCCAACUCGCGCGAGUUUCAGGACCCUCUGGUUUACCUGGACUCGGUGCGAGAAUGCGCAGAAACGAGUGGACUAUGCCGAGUAAUCCCGCCUCCAGACUGGCGUCCCGAGUGCAAGCUGAACGACGAGAUGCGCUUCGUCACUCAGGUGCAGCGGGUGCACAAGCUCGGUCGCCGCUGGGGCCCGAACGUCCAGAAACUUGCGUGUAUCAAGAAACACCUCAAAUCUCAGGGCAUCAGCAUGGAGGAGCCGCCACUUAUCGGGGGCUGUGAGGUGGACUUGGCGCGAUUCUCCGAGCUGGUCAGCGACAUGGGUGGCAUGCAGCGAGUGAUGGACCUGAAGAAGUGGAGCCGUUUGGCGGAUCUGCUCCGGAUCCCGAGGUCGGCUCAGGAUCGGCUGGCUAAGCUCCAGGAGGCCUACCUGCAGUUCCUGCUCUCUUACGACCAGCUCUCUCCUCAUGAGCAUCGCCGUCUCGAGCACGAGGUGCUCGGCGAGAAGGACACGCUGGAGCGCCGCCGGGGGCCCCUGGAGGGUCACUCGGAGAGCGGGUACGGUCACGCCCUGGCGCUGCCACGCUACGAGCCCAAGAACGGGCUCCACGGACCGGGCAAGGAGCCGGAGACGCCCCGUAACCCUGGGCGCCGUCGACUCUUUAGUCACGAGAAGAAAAAAGAGGGUCACGUCCAAGAGGAAGGAAACGAAGGGGUUCUCAGCGACCAGCACAAGUGUAUAUAUAAGGGUAGAUCGGUGUCUUUGACCACUUUCUACAGAAUAGCCAGGAAUGCGAUGAUGAUGUGCUUUAAUAAGGAGCCCAGAGCAUCGGAAGUCGAGCAAGAGUACUGGCGAAUAGUGGAGCAGAGGGACUGCCACGUAGCGGUGCAUUAUGGGAAAGUGGACACGAGCAUACACGGAAGCGGCUUCCCCGUGGGCAAGUCGGAGCCUUUCUCAAAACAUGGAUGGAACCUCACUGUCCUCGCUCACAACUCCGGCUCCAUCCUGCGCCACCUCGGUGCCGUGCCCGGGGUGACUGUUCCCUGGCUGAACAUUGGCAUGGUCUUUUCUACCUCAUGCUGGUCACGAGACCAAAACCGCCUUCCAUACAUCGAUUACUUACACACUGGUGCUGACUGCAUUUGGUAUUCGAUUCCUGCUGAGGAGAAGGCUAAGCUUGAUAAAGUAGUGCACACGCUGCUGCAGGCCAACGGCACACCGGGACUCGAGAUGCUGGAAAAGAACAUAAUGAUCUCUCCAGAGGUGCUGAGUCGCGAGGGGAUUAAAGUCCACCGCACAGUGCAGCAGAGCGGACAGUUCGUUGUGGUUUUCCCCGGGACGUUCGUCUCCAGAGUGUGCUGCGGUUACAGCGUGUCCGAGACCGUACACUUCGCCACGCCGCAAUGGAUGAACCUGGGCUACGAGGCUGCCAAGGAUCUGAAAUGCAGGCGGAUCGCGAAACCCUUCUCCAUGGAGAAGCUGCUGUACCAGAUCGCCACGGCCGAGGCCAAACGAGAGAACGCACUUCUGCUGAGUACAAUCUCCUCUCUUCUCAAAGAUCUCAGGAACAUAGAGAUGAGGCAGAGGCAGGAUCUCUAUGAGGCCGGGCUGCUCUCCUCUGCUCGCUACGGCACUCACGACAACGGCCACGCAGACAACAGGAAGAAACCACGCAAGUGGCCCGCGCUCGAAUCGUCAGAGAGACGGUGCCAAAUGUGCCAACACCUCUGUUACCUGUCCAUGGUGGUGCAGGAGAACGAGAACGUGGUGUUCUGUCUGGAGUGUGCUCUGCGCUACGUCCAGAGAAACAAAUCCUGUCGUGGACUGAAGAUGAUGUACCGCUACGACGAGGAGCAGAUCAACAGUUUGGUGAAUCUGGUGUGCUGUAAAGCCAUGAAGAGCUCAGCGGAAAGCUGUAACGGCUCCAGCCCUAACAAAACCCCGACCAAGCGGCGUCCGAGAAAGGGCCCCACCAUAGAGUUGACUCUCACCCGCUUGGGCAAAAACACCACCUUGGCUGUCUCAUGAAAAAGAGAGCGAGAGAGAGAGAGAGAUCCCUCAAAACCCUUUCUCUCCAUCACUCUGUUUCUCUCAAACCCGGAUCUUCUGCCUCCUCCAGUACGGCGAAACUUGCUGCGUGUGAGCGAGCUGCCUUUUUUGCACUAGAGCGAAAGAAGGUUUUUGCCUUUGGAUUAUUAUUUUUUUGUUGUUGUUUUUAGUUUUAGCAUUAAGCGGUGUGCUUUCUGGUCUGAUCGAGACAGACGGACGUCGUCCUCCUCUCUCACCGGACACUUUCUCCUCAUCCUCAGCCCUGUCGACUGCAUACACACUCAGCCUGAACUGUGAAUCAAGACACGUCGGUGCUUCUUCUUUUUUUAAUUCUCUUAUUUUUGUGUCAAGAUUCCAGAGACACAGAGGCCACCCGGUCGGCCUGGACUGCUUCGUUCUUUUUUGUUUUAGGUUACUUUCCCUUACCACCAAACCCCCUCCUCCCCCCCCCCUUUUUUUUUUUUUUACUUUUUGAGUUCUUCUUUGAGUUAGUUGCAAAGGCGAGGUAACACUUGAAAGCGAGACUUGUUUUCGAUGUUUUUAGUUGUCAAAUGGUUUUAAUCCGACGGGUGGUGAUGUGACGAGCUCCCGCGCUGACACUAGCGACUCCUUAACUGUGCCUGACCUGCAGGUCUUCAGCCGAGGAGCUUCGUCUGAUUCUUUGGUGCUGUUUUAUUUGAUUUUUUUAUUUGUAUUUUUUUUUCUUUUUUUUUUUUAUAUCAAUA
Clarias gariepinus (North African catfish) is the source of this 5000-nucleotide messenger RNA. RefSeq names its product jumonji, AT rich interactive domain 2b (gene jarid2b). Bases 436 to 4254 code for a protein of 1272 amino acids. Lineage: Eukaryota; Metazoa; Chordata; Actinopteri; Siluriformes; Clariidae. The transcript is spliced from 18 exons. The record is from RefSeq and is a predicted model, not a curated record. Gene Ontology annotation, molecular function: DNA binding; histone demethylase activity. Gene Ontology annotation, biological process: chromatin remodeling. Gene Ontology annotation, cellular component: nucleus.